Molecule: messenger RNA, 3185 nt
Organism: Dermacentor silvarum
Lineage: Eukaryota; Metazoa; Arthropoda; Arachnida; Ixodida; Ixodidae
Product: PE-PGRS family protein PE_PGRS5-like
Exons: 2
Coding region: 323-817 (164 amino acids)
Source: RefSeq, a predicted model, not a curated record
GGGAAGCGCACGGGCGGAGAGUUUUACAACUGAAGCUAGUUUAGUAACUUUGGUUCAAACGAGCUAGAAGCACGUUCGCGUUGUGUUUUCGCGCGUGCCGUAGCGGCGGGAGGUGACGUGGUGGUUGACGCUACUACCCCCACGCUUCCGGCGUAAUAUCCCGUGCUCAUUUUAUCCUCAGUUGGUCGUCGUUCCGACGAGUGUGCCGUGCGAUUUUGUAUCCGCUGCGCGACAACGCCGUUCCUAUCUGCCACGCCCCACCGGAGGUGUUAUUUUCUCCCUGCGUUGAGCGUUUGGUUGCUCGGCCGAUAGGAUUCCUGACAUGAUACGCAACGGCAGCUUCUGCGGGCUUCCGGCUUUGGCGGCGAUGGUGAUCGUCCUCGGCUGUCUUGUCAGCCCAGGCAGCCCUGCAAGCCCAGGAGGCCCAGGAGCAGCAGGAGCCCCAGGAGUCCCAGGAGGCCCAGGACAGCCAGGAGGCCCAGGAGGCGACGGAGGUGCCGGGAGCCCAGGAAGCCCAGGAGGUGCAGGAGGCCCAGGAGGCGCCGGGGGCCCAGGAGUCGCCGGUGGCGCAGCAGGCGCCGGCGGCCCAGGAGGCAACGGGGGCGCAGGAGGCACCGGUGGCCCAGGAGGCGCCGGAGGCCCAGGAGGCACCGGAGGACCAGGCAACGGAGGUCCAGGUGGCGACGGAGGUCCAGGAGGUAACGGUGGCCAAGCAGGCGCCGGAGGCCCAGCUGGCGCCCCAGGCCCAGGAGGUGCCGGAGGCCCAGGAAACCCCCCUGGAAGCCCAGGUCGCCCCGGACGCCCAGGAGGCCCAUGAGGCCCCGGGAGGGGAAUAAACGUUUAGCGGGACACCAAAUGCGUAUCUUGCGACCGGGUGCAAGAGCAACAGUUUCAUGUAUCCGGUGGUCUUGCGUUACUUUAGCGAUUUUCUUCUUUUUUUUACUGGACGCAACAAAAAGUCACCCUUCUGGUUACUUUCGCGGUUUUGUUCUUUUCGUGAUGAAGGCAAUGAAACGUCACCCCUCGCGUUACAAUCGCGGUCGCAUUACAAUCGAGUAAAUACGGUAUGUAACUCCCUGUGUACUCCUGGCCAAAAUAUUGUUUUGGAUACUGCCGCUAUUAUCUGCCUUCCAUUUCUGUGGCCAUUAACAUGACCCUUCUCCAUUACGACUCUCCAUGUUGUAUCAGCAGCAUCAAAUGCAUCAUGUGUUUUCCCUCACUCCAAAAUUUUCUAUAUACCAGGUCCUUUUCCAGCUGAUAUGUUACAACUUCUCUGACCCCUUCUUGCAUAGAUCUACCACCGAUCCUCCGCAUCACGUACGUGAGUGUUCUAUUCUCCCUCUGCUGCCUUCCCAGCUCCUGCACAAAUACAUCAAGUUGCCUUACUACUAUAUGCGUAUUCACCUCGUGUUUUUUAUCCCUCUUACUGUUGUCACAGUUCCUAGAUCUGUUUCACCGGAUAGGUUCACGGAGUGACUAUGGGUCCUCAACUCCUCUCGGUCCUGCUAUAUUUCCUAAAAUCAGGUUCUUCUACGCACCUGUUUGUCACCAUUCCUGUAUAGUACGGUGUGAAUAUCUAAAUAUUAGCCUCCGGGAGGUAUCUCACCCAGCUGACCACGAACAUACCUGGUUUCACCUGCCCCGUGAUGCUUUUUGGAGGUAACCAAACUUGUCCUUACUAGCACAAUGUCUGCACCCCUGUCUCUUAAUACUGUAGCCUUCGUUCCUUCUUCUUUACCUUCUACCACUGGCAUAUUUCUCUCUUUACUCUCGACAAUGGCUGCACUUACGACCUCUGACCUUUCCUUUUCUUCAGACCUACGAGCUUCGCGAGUUUCACUAGGGGGUAUAAUCGUUGGCACUUCUCGUGGUCUGCAUUUGCAUUCCUCAGUUUUGAGUCCACUCUUGUUACACCAUUCACAAUAUUUCCGUUGACGUUGGUCAUCAAGUCCCGCACGACAAUGAAUUGCCUGAUGACCGGGACGGUCACAGAGGAAACAUCUCCGCUGUCCCCUGCGCCCAUCCCCAUUUGGGGUUUCUCUCAGCUCAUCUUCCUCUGGAGUGGGAGCAUCUCUAACACCCUUUCCUCAAUUUCUCAAUACCUGCGCCUAUACAAACCGGUCUGUUUGCUCCGCGAUCUACUCCACAGUCUGCAGAUUUCUCUCUUCCAGAAAUAUGACCAAACCAUUGCUACAUCUGGGAAAGAAUUGCUCACCCACAACUUUGCCGUGACCUCCUUCAUAUAUUUUUUAGGGGCGAGGCUCCUUAUAGCGGCACCCGUUCCGUCCCCGUCGUCGUAGUAGUAGUGUGCAACCAGUCUGAGAAAAAUGAGAAAAAAAAUUCCGAAGCUCUGUCCGUAGCGCGGAAUCGAACCAGGGACCCCUCGCUUCCGAGCGCGCGGCGUUAGGUCACUACGCCACGAAGCGGACAUGGACACACGCACGACGAUGGCAAUAAAUACCCAACAUUAACAAAAGGCCGCGUUUCUAGCGCGUUUCUAACGCGUUUGUGCUAGCGCGUUACGGCCCGUGUAAGAAGCUGGUGUAAGACGCUAUGGCCUCUCCGCCUUACCUUCAACGCGUUUCGAACGCGCUGCCCAAAGCGGUGGCAAGUCAAGUUCAAGUCGAGGAGCGUUUAUGAAUACGGGGGGUAUACUGUCUCAGCAGUCAUGUGAUGGCGUCGGCAAACGCGGUGCACGUUCCGGCAUGUGUAAAUGGCUGCGUAAGACGCUGUGGCCGCUCCCCCUUACUAGAGAGUACUGCACGUUUCUAACGCAUUUGUGCUAGCGUCCCCUUAAGCGGGAGAUCCGAUGAUUCCCUCCGGAGCUUCGCCCACUCAUCAUAAUUCACCCCGUGGAUAUGCUGUGAUUUUUUUUUCAGUUUCGGACAGCUCUAUCCACCUCUCAAAAUAGUUUGUUAGACGGCAUGCGAACUGCUUUCCCAUUUCUGAAUCUUCUGUCUUGCACAGUCUGAACUUUCCCGAAAGCCUUCAGCAGUCAACUUGAACCUCUGCAAUAAAGUUUUUUUGUACUUUGUCAUAGUCUAAUGAUUCUUCUGCUGGCAUCCAGCCAAACACCCUCAGAGCCUCCCUUACAAAACACAGGCUAAGUGCGCUGGCCCACUUGCUCUUCUCCCAACCUUGCCUGACUGCGAUCCUCUCAAACCGAUGCAAAUACGCAUCUAGGU